GGUUAUCCUUGUUGACGAGUGCCGAGCACCCGUCCCAGGUACAUUUUACUUUGUCCUUUGCUUGGCUAGCCUGCACAACGGGAACAAACAGUUGCACGUUGGGUCCGAGUCUAGCUGAAGGACUUGAUAGGACAUGUUCCUCGUAAUAGAUGCCUUGGAAGGGUUGCACAGCGGGCUCAUAGCCAUAAUCGGGCGUUCCACACAGCGAUAGAUCUAGGGAUACAUUGUAAGCGUUUAAGGAAAAGCUGUGAAUGAUAGGGAAUCAACCAAGGAUGCCGAAAAGGCCUCCGAGUACAUGCUGUGCUGGGGCUGAGUUACAUAGUUGGCAGAACUGCGGGCGUUGUGGGGCAAUAAGCCUGUACAUGGUAAGCGUCUAAGGAAAAGCUUGCAUAUACAGCAACUUACCUCGGGGAGAACCUGUACCCUCUGACAGUGAUCCCAUGACCCUGAAUGAUGUUCCAUGGGGUGUAGGCUGUGGCGCGAGGCAGUGGAUGGUAUUGAGGCCAUCGAAUCCAGCUUUGGAGUCGACGGUGCUAUUGCAUCCGCCUGAAUUCUCCGUUGUGGCAUCUGACUGGCAGUCGUCAAGGAGUUCCCUAAAGAGGCUACGGACCCCUUGGAUUUCCUCGUGCACGCGAUACUCUAACCUGUCGAGGUGCUUAAGACAUGACUGCAGGGCCAGUCUCGUUGAAUGUUGGUCAAGGGCCUGCCCUGACCGUAAGGACGAUGGGUUUUGUGGUGUCGAUCUGGAUGAAUUCAUGGUGCGUUCAUGUCUUUUUUUACGAUGCAUGCGUAAGCUAUCCAUAUGUUCUGUAGACUCUAGGCGAGAGGUGAAGCAGUGUGAAUGCGGGAGAAUACUUGUUAUUCUUGAACACCAAAUGGAACAUCACCUGAAGCCUUUAUACCGUGUUCUUUACGCCCAUGGCGCAUCUGGCAGGCGUAAUGUGGGCUACUCUGAUCCAACGAGUAAUUUUUUUGUACUAGCCUCAUAUCGUGUAGGAUCAAUUGGCAGGUAUUUUUGCAGUGCAAAGUGGAAGUAUUGCUUAUCGCUUCGAAUCUGAUCAGCUUGGCUGCUACCUGUCAUAGAUUCAGAUUGCUUGACAACCAUGCGCA
This is a messenger RNA of Suillus fuscotomentosus, 1110 nucleotides long. RefSeq lists its product as uncharacterized. The coding region runs from base 441 to 1058 and encodes 205 amino acids. NCBI's taxonomy places the organism in Eukaryota, Fungi, Basidiomycota, Agaricomycetes, Boletales, Suillaceae. The transcript has 2 exons. The record is from RefSeq and is a predicted model, not a curated record.